Molecule: messenger RNA, 2066 nt
Organism: Nomascus leucogenys (northern white-cheeked gibbon)
Lineage: Eukaryota; Metazoa; Chordata; Mammalia; Primates; Hylobatidae
Gene: RNF34
Product: ring finger protein 34
Biological process (GO): protein K48-linked ubiquitination; negative regulation of extrinsic apoptotic signaling pathway via death domain receptors; proteasome-mediated ubiquitin-dependent protein catabolic process
Cellular component (GO): plasma membrane; cytoplasm
Molecular function (GO): ubiquitin protein ligase activity
Source: RefSeq, a predicted model, not a curated record
GCGCUUUUACCGGGGCACGCGGCGAGCGUGACCACGCCCCUUACGUCCGGACGCUCGGUCGCCUCCCGAGGCGUCGUAAUCGCCGCCCAGAGGGAAGGAGGUCGGCAGUGCGAGGAGCUGCUAUGGUGCUGAGUUUCCUGGUAGAGCCGGCCGAGCCGAGGCGGUCGCGGCCAUGAAGGCGGGUGCCACGUCUAUGUGGGCUUCGUGCUGUGGGCUGCUGAAUGAAGUCAUGGGAACUGGAGCUGUCAGGGGCCAGCAGUCAGGAUUUGCAGGAGCCACCGGUCCAUUCAGAUUUACACCAAACCCUGAGUUUUCCACCUACCCACCAGCGGCUACGGAAGGGCCCAACAUAGUCUGUAAAGCCUGUGGACUUUCAUUUUCAGUCUUUAGAAAGAAGCAUGUUUGCUGUGACUGCAAGAAGGAUUUUUGCUCCGUUUGUUCAGUCUUACAAGAAAAUCUCCGUAGAUGUUCUACUUGUCACUUAUUACAAGAGACAGCAUUUCAGCGCCCUCAGUUAAUGCGACUGAAGGUGAAGGACCUGCGGCAGUAUCUCAUUCUGAGAAAUAUACCCAUAGAUACUUGUCGUGAGAAAGAAGACUUGGUGGAUCUAGUACUGUGCCAUCAUGGACUAGGCUCUGAGGACGACAUGGACACAAGCAGUCUGAAUUCUUCAAGGUCCCAGACUUCUAGCUUUUUUACACGUUCGUUUUUUUCAAACUAUACAGCCCCCUCUGCUACUAUGUCUUCGUUUCAGGGAGAGCUUGUGGGUGGAGACCAGACAUCCAGAUCUGGAGUGCUGGCACAGGUACAAAGUGAAAUCACUUCAGCAAACACAGAAGAUGAUGAUGACGACGAUGAUGAGGAUGAUGAUGACGAAGAAGAAAACGCGGAGGAUCAGAACCCCGGGCUCUCCAAGGAGAGAGUGAGAGCUUCGCUGUCUGACUUGUCAAGCCUUGAUGAUGUGGAAGGGAUGAGCGUGCGCCAGCUGAAGGAAAUUCUGGCUCGGAAUUUUGUCAACUAUUCUGGCUGUUGUGAAAAAUGGGAACUGGUAGAGAAAGUAAACCGGUUAUACAAAGAGAAUGAAGAAAACCAAAAGUCCUAUGGCGAGCGGCUGCAGCUGCAGGAUGAGGAAGACGACAGCCUGUGUCGCAUCUGCAUGGAUGCCGUCAUCGACUGUGUCCUACUGGAGUGUGGGCACAUGGUUACCUGCACCAAGUGCGGCAAGCGCAUGAGUGAGUGUCCCAUCUGCCGGCAGUAUGUGGUGCGAGCCGUGCACGUGUUCAAGUCCUGAAACAGGCUCCCCUCACCAGGACAGUCACCCCCAAACUUGACCCCAAACAUUUCAAUGCACAGAAGGGACUAGAAACUUACUGUUCAAAGGCUGAAGCUAUGUUUAAACAUUAUUUUCACUACUAAGGGGACAGAAAGAUCCAUCCUGAGUUGUGGGAACAUUGGUCCAUGCCAUGAGCCUGUCUGCCUGUCGACACAUGAGCUUCCCAGGCUCAGCUGGGCUUUCUCACGCAUCCCGUGAACACUCAUUGAAGUCAGCCUGUUUGCACCAUGUGGGCAUCAGCCACUGCUGUCUUGGGAGGACACUUAUCCUGUUCUCUUAUUUCCCCUUCAUCCUAUUUUUAACUUAAACUGCUCAGAUGUUUGAAACUUCUGUCCUCUUUGGAUGAGAUCAGUGUCCACAAGUGGCCGACAUGGAACAUGCCAAGCAGUGGCUCCUCUGAAUGUUCACUUUAUUAGUCAUGUAUAUUUUAAAUGCUAACAUUUGAUGAAUGUAAGUUUCCACAUUGUUGCUGUUUCUGCAUUUAAACAUAAUUGGGAACAACUGACAUUCUCUAGUCUACUGCCAGGGCCUUAGACUCCACAUGUCCAUUUUUGUUCAGGUAUAGCUUUUUAUAGCAAGGGCUGCAUCUAGCUUCUUUUAUUAGAAGUGUGUGUGCUAAAUUCCUUAUUAAUGUGUAAUCAGUUUACACUGUUUUGUAUAGUGAAGGUGUAUUUUCAGUGCUACCCGCUAGCUGAUUUUAACUUUAGGAAUAAAAUUAGUUUUAACAGCUUUG